Molecule: messenger RNA, 1549 nt
Organism: Pelobates fuscus (common spadefoot toad)
Lineage: Eukaryota; Metazoa; Chordata; Amphibia; Anura; Pelobatidae
Gene: SLC39A1
Product: solute carrier family 39 member 1
Exons: 4
Coding region: 153-1100 (315 amino acids)
Biological process (GO): zinc ion transmembrane transport
Cellular component (GO): plasma membrane
Molecular function (GO): zinc ion transmembrane transporter activity
Source: RefSeq, a predicted model, not a curated record
GUGUAGGAGUCUGGGUGGACGGUCUGUGGUGACACUUUAUGGGGGUCUCGAGGGGCUACGCGCACUUCCGGGUGUACUAAAAUGGCGGCGGCCGGGGCAUGCGCACUGUGACAGCUGGUGGUCUGGCCGGAGCUUGGUGAUUAAACACAAACAUGGGCGAGGAUGCUGACAAUUUAGUGUGGCGUCCCAAUUUUGAUGGUGAACCUGUUCCUGUGGCUGCCUUGGAGGUGAAGCUGGGGUCUCUUGUCACUAUGCUACUCCUCACUUUCCUUAGCGGCUUGACACCUCUCUUUCUUUUCAGGCGACAGGGUUACCUUGAUGCUUCAGGGACUCGCCGGAGGGUUCUCAGUCUGAUCAGCUGUUUCUGUGGUGGUGUUUUCCUAGCCACAUGCCUUUUGGACUUGCUUCCUGAUUACCUCGCUGGCAUAAAUGAUGCCCUUGCGAAGAUAAACAUUACACUCCAUUUUCCACUGCAGGAAUUUAUCCUUGCCAUGGGCUUCUUCCUUGUCUUAGUUCUAGAACAAAUUGUCCUGAGUUACAAGGACUAUGAUGGAUCCCAUGGUGAGACCAAUGCACUUCUUGGGUCACAAGGUGAUGUCCAGCAUGCUGGCACAGACGUCCCACAUGUCCAUAUCGAUGUGAACGCUCAUUCUGCAGUGCGCACUGUUAUCCUGGUGCUGUCCCUCUCUCUUCAUUCUGUGUUGGAAGGCUUGGCAGUCGGGCUGCUUCGGGAUACCGGGAAGGUUCUUGAGACCUGCAUGGCGCUUCUUAUCCAUAAGUGCAUUAUCUCCUUCAGUUUGACUUUUAAACUCUUACAAGGUCGACUCCGCGCCAAAGGAGUGUUGAUCUGCGUUUUCCUGUUCUCCUUCAUGUCCCCCUUGGGCAUCGGACUAGGGUUGGUGCUAACCGAGAACUCUGAUCCCAUACACCAACUAUCCCGCUGUGUUCUGGAGGGCAUUGCAACCGGAACAUUUUUAUAUAUCACUUUUCUAGACAUCCUGCCACAUGACCUGAGUUCCUCUGAUCUGCGUAUCCCAAAAGUGAUUGUAAUUCUCUGUGGCUUCUCUGUGAUUACUGCAGUCCUCUUCCUCAAAAUCUGAUGGCUCUUCCCAGUUACCUAUGUACCAAGAACCACAGAACUCUCCAUUUCCUUGAGCACCAAGUAUAGAUGUGACUUCCGAGUCCAAAACCACUGAGAUUGUGUUACUGUGGAGAUCUUGAAAUCUCUUAAUUGUUAGUCUUGCUUUCAAGACCAUUCUUGUAUUGCCCCAAACUCUUUUUCUAAUAUGAUGUUAUGAAUAUUUUUGGGUCUACCAAGCAGUAUAAAAAUUACUGGAGACCAAAAAAGGUAAAAUCAUUGUCCGUCCUAGGAUGCUGGCUUUAAUACCUGUUCUCCAGGUGUAUUUUGUACCAGAGUCUGAUAUGUUUUUAUAUUAAUAGUGUAUUUCUGUAUAAAUGUCUAUUUUUACUUAAUCAUUUAUUACUGCAACCCUAGCUCUUUGUAGUGGGAUUGUAAGCGCUUUGUAAUAAAAACAUAUUUUACUGUGAA